This is a messenger RNA of Enterobius vermicularis (human pinworm), 894 nucleotides long. The record is from the annotation of a GenBank genome assembly. NCBI's taxonomy places the organism in Eukaryota, Metazoa, Nematoda, Chromadorea, Rhabditida, Oxyuridae.
AUGGCUGCAAACGCUGAAGACGGUGUUGUACCGUUGUUGAAUCCGAUACUCGCAAAAGAAAACGAGGAUCAUCUUUAUCAUUUUGGCAUUAAACGAACUACCGUUGAUUUGCCCAAAACAUUUGGCGAUGUUAGAUUUGUUUGCUGUGGUGGUAGUCCAGCUCGUUUGACGUUAUAUGCUGAAAAAUUUGCCAAAGAUUUGGGACUAGAAGUUGGCAAAAAUUUAUCGCAAACCGAUCGUUAUGUGCUCUAUAAGACAGGGCCUGUGUUAUGGAUUAGUCAUGGAAUUGGCGCAGCAUCACUUAGUAUUAUGCUUGUUGAAACCAUCAAACUAUUACACUAUGCAAAUGCAAAAAAUGUAACUUUUAUUCGACUAGGUACCUCUGGUGGCUUAGGUGUACCACCAGGUACAGUGGUAAUUUCUAAUGGUGCAGUAAAUGGUGAAGUUCAAGAGUUUCAUAUUCAGUAUAUCAGAGGAAAAAAGGUAUUGAGACCGGCUAUAUUUGAUGAGCAGUUAUGGAACGAUUUGUAUAAUUUGGGUAAAGAACUAAAUAUGCCAGUUGCAACUGGUAAAACAAUGUGCGCUGAUGAUUUCUAUGAAGGUCAAUCAAGACUUGAUGGAGCAUUUUGCGAUUAUACAGAAAAGGAUAAAUUUGAUUUUUUGAAUGAAUUGCACUCCAAAGGGGUUCGUAACAUUGAAAUGGAAGCCACUUGUUUUUCUGCAAUGACACACCGUGCUGGCAUUAAGGCUGCUAUUGUAUGUACUACUAUAUUGGAUCGGAUGAAAGGAGAUCAGGUUCAAGUGGAACAUUCUGAUUAUUUGGACUAUGAAAUGAGACCUUAUAAUUUGGUAUCAGAAUAUAUCAAAAAACAAACUGGAUUAGGCAACAAAUAG